This is a messenger RNA of Alligator mississippiensis (American alligator), 9639 nucleotides long. RefSeq names its product DNA damage inducible 1 homolog 2 (gene DDI2). The record is from RefSeq and is a predicted model, not a curated record. Gene Ontology annotation, biological process: proteolysis. The transcript is spliced from 9 exons. The coding region runs from base 61 to 3174 and encodes 1037 amino acids. Gene Ontology annotation, molecular function: aspartic-type endopeptidase activity; protein binding. Lineage: Eukaryota; Metazoa; Chordata; Crocodylia; Alligatoridae.
GCGUGGCGGCCGGCGGCGCGUGGCGGCCGUCGGGCGGGCGGAGGCGGCAGUCGGGCCGCCAUGCUGCUCACCGUGUUCUGCUUGCGCCGGGACCGCAGCGAGCUCACCUUCUCCCUGCAGGUGGACGCCGACUUCGAGCUGCAGAACUUCCGCGCGCUCUGCGAGCUCGAGUCCGGCAUCCCCGCGGCCGAGAGCCAGAUUGUCUAUGCAGAAAGGCCUCUAACUGACAACCACAGAUCAUUGGCCUCGUAUGGCUUGAAAGAUGGGGAUGUGGUGAUUUUACGACAGAAGGAAAAUGUAGAGCCACGGCCUCCUGGCAAUUUUCCAGGUCUGCCCAGGAUAGACUUCAGCAGCAUUGCAGUACCUGGAAUGUCAACUCAGCAGCCUCAGCAACCAGCACAGCAUCUGCGCUCGUCACCACCUGAAGCACCUUCCUUCCCUCAGGGCUUGGACAAUCCAGCACUAUUGCGUGACAUGUUGCUUGCCAAUCCUCACGAGCUGUCCCUGCUGAAAGAGCGCAAUCCACCUCUGGCAGAGGCCCUGCUCAGUGGAGACCUGGAGAAGUUUACCAAGGUGCUUGUGGAGCAGCAGCAGGAUCGAGCCCGGCGGGAGCAGGAAAGGAUCCGUCUGUUUUCAGCUGACCCUUUUGAUCUAGAGGCUCAGGCCAAGAUAGAAGAAGAUAUAAGGCAACAAAAUAUUGAAGAGAAUAUGACGAUAGCCAUGGAAGAGGCCCCAGAGAGCUUUGGCCAAGUGGUGAUGCUCUAUAUCAACUGCAAAGUCAAUGGACAUCCAGUGAAAGCCUUUGUUGACUCAGGUGCCCAGAUGACCAUUAUGAGCCAAGCUUGUGCUGAAAGGUGUAACAUAAUGAGGCUAGUAGACCGGCGGUGGGCAGGAAUUGCAAAGGGUGUUGGCACACAGAAAAUCAUUGGCAGGGUGCACCUCGCUCAGGUUCAGAUUGAAGGGGAUUUCCUCCCGUGUUCUUUCUCGAUCCUUGAAGAGCAGCCGAUGGAUAUGCUUUUAGGACUGGAUAUGCUUAAGAGACACCAGUGUUCCAUUGAUCUCAAGAAGAACGUCCUAGUGAUUGGCACCACUGGCUCGCAGACGCCUUUCCUUCCCGAGGGAGAGCUCCCGGAGUGCGCUAGAUUGGCGUAUGGGGCAGGGAGAGAGGACAUGCGGCCAGAGGAGAUUGCAGACCAAGAACUGGCAGAAGCGCUACAGAAGUCCGUAGAGGAAGCAGAGAAUAGUGAUAAAGAAACUACCUCACUGGAAAUGCCAUCGUUACCAACUUCUGAUGGAUUGAAAAAUCCAGUCCAUUCUUCAGGACUAAGGUCCAAGAUCUGUAAUCCCACAAAUCAAUUACUUGACCGCUCUGUCUCCGCCCCUGCUUCAGUUGGCUCACACAAAUCUAGCCUAGCAGAGAAAAUUGAUCCUGGAGCUGUGAAGUCUUUGGAGUCUUCAGCUGAAUGCCAGAUUACCCCAGAAAAAGACCAUUCCCAUCGGUUGCAGAGUCUUGCUGACCAUGCUUCUUCAGCAGACAAUGACCAGCAGACAGGAGAAGCAGCUUGUCAUGGUCCUAAUAUCUCGUCACAGAAUACACUUGAAAAAAUGGUUGCUGCUGAUAGUCUAAAGGAAAAUACUAACGCACGCGGCCACGAUCUGGACUCUCCUCUAGAGGUGACAAGGGAAGACAUGCCUGACGCCAGUAUGUGUGCACAGCAGACAGUGCCAGAGUUACCUCUGCCUUCAGAACAACUGGAAUUGAACCAAAUGAAUGAGCUUCCUGUACAUGUGCAGAGAUACGAACCAGUAAAUGAACGACAUCUGGAGAAGCAGAGUGAACCAACUGACCCAGAGUAUCCUUGUAACAUUGGUGGCCUUGAGUUACCUGCUGUGGGGGAGCAGGGCCUUACAAACAAUCAGCCAGAAUCCCUUGCUAACUCUCUUGCUGAGAAAAGAGGACAUGGACUGGAGAAGGUAGGGCUUUCACGUGAGAAAGAAAAUGCCCAAAUGUCAGCAUCCUGUAGCUGUACGCUAACAGAAACCUUCAUGGAAAUAGAUGUAGUUGAGCAGUCUACAAUUGAAGCGCAUGGCUUGUCAAGGGAACACAGUGCUCAAACUAAGAAUAUUAGUGCGUCUGGUCUGAAUAUCGACUGUCCUUUGAUGGAGAUGGAAUCGUCAAAGCAGGAAUCGUCUUUGUCUGAACCUUUGAGUAAUCCAUUUUCCACUAGUGAGUUACUGUCGCCUGAAAGCAACGUUGAAAUGACUGGAACGUGUAAUGAGUUAUCCAAGUCGGUGGCUGAGAAGAGCUCUUCCUCCUCUGGCAUUUGUCAGCUACACACCGAUACAGCAGCAUCCGCAGAAGAGCCAUCUUUGUCUUUAGCAUCAGCCUUAAAGGAGCUUCAUGAACUCUUGAUUAUAAAUUGUAAAGGAGAUUCAAAACUUCUUGCACCGGAAGAGGAUGUCUGUCAGCUGGCAAAGGUCCCCGAAGAGCAGGUACAAUGUGAGGAGCUUUCUAAAGACGAACAUGGAAACAUGGGUCCAGAUGGACAGGACCUAAACAGCUCCUUUCAUCGGGAGAGGUUUGAACAGAUGAACUCUGAAGGGCCAGCUGAGGAGCCACCUUGUCCUGAGGAAACUGAAAACAUGAGCGUCCAGUUUUUUAAUCCCAGCCAGACAGCUGUUGAGAGAGAUGCUCUAGAGAUACAGAUGUCACCAAGUACAAGCGAUUCUGUCAUUCUGAGCUCAGUUGCGACAUCGAAUCAAGUCCACAUGGAGCAGGCAGAAAUUGGACCUGAACGGUCGUUAAAGGACCAACAUGCAACCGAUCAGACUUUGGAGAAGAAUAAAUCGUUUCCACCGGAGCUCACGGUGGAUGAAGGUGUCCCUCCGAACCUCUUCCCAGGGACGCCUGGAGUAACCGACAGCUCCACAAGUACUGAAGAUCUGAGGCCACCCCAUCAAAUGAUAGAGCCGCCGCCGCGCCCACCCGUCAGCUAUCCAGAACUGAGCUCCAUAGUUCCUCCGCCGUCCCUUUUUCCUGCCGCUGACAUCAAUCAGAUUCUCUGCGCUGGCUUUACCCUGCAGGAAGCUCUCGAGGCUUUGGAACGAGCUGGUGGAAAUGCAGACCUUGCUCUUCUCAGUCUGCUAGCCAAGAAUAUCCGAGUUCCUACAUAGCCAUGGAAAGGGUGGCCUGACUGGUCUGUUCUUCUAGAGAAUGUACCCGAAUGGUAGAGUAACCUGCAAGCAAAAUGUUGAGCCAGAUUUUUAAACAAACACCAUUUAUUUGCAGCCAAAGUCAUUUAGCUUUUCUGUUUCUCUUGUUAAAUUUGGGCCUUUUAAAACGAACAAAAAAAAAGUCUUGGCAUUGUGUGGACACGGUAGCUUUUAAGUCUCCUUAAGAUGAUGCAUACUGGAAUAAAAUGUAUUGGUUUUAUUUAAAUGUACAAUUUUAGAAUGAUCUUCAAUAUUAUGAAAUAAAAAGCAGAAGCCAUUGAGAAAACCAUCACCCUGUUCAGCAAAAAGCAGAUCGGGAAAUGAAUUGAAUAUGCAUGCGCGUGCAUCUACAGCCGAAGCAUAGCAUGUGAUGUUACUGAAAGAGAUGCACACAAGCUAGCUAUUCAGUAUGGUGCAGACUGAAACAAAGCUUGUCACAGUGAAGCCUUUUGGAUUUGUACCGGUUAUCACUCUACUGUGCUUUAUAACCUGAUAUUCAUCUGUGAUGCUGACGAACAACUGUUGCAGCUACUAGAGGUGUAUUGAUGUCCACGGGGCUCAGGAUCCAAAAACCUUUGUGCGGGGGGGGCGUGUAAACUUGCACUUUUUUCUGUGCGUUGAAAUCUGAAGCCUGGAUUGCCAAAAUAUUUGACGCUAUUGGGCCAGUGUGUUAAAGUUUACAGGGAAAAUACUGAGUUUGGUGCUACCAAAAAUGAGACAAAGCAACUGACCUGAAGUUAUCCUCAUGGAAGAAGUGGAAAGGGAUUAUUUUACCUUUUAGAGGUGUGCCCACCCACCCCAUUUUUCCCCCAUGCAAAAGAAAAAGUCUAGCCUUCUUAAGCAGAACCCUAAUAAUGAAAUUGCUUAGCAAAACAGAUUGCAUCUGUUGCUGUGACUUGUCUCUACCCUACACCUAGUUUCACCCUAGUACCUACAAAGGAAUUUACUGUAACUGUUCAGUGGAUGAAGUCUCUAUGCACUGAGUAGGAACAUGUGAUUAAAGGAAUGAAGAAAUCCGCUUUGCACUAGUUUAUCUCCGCGCUUGAGAGGGAUUGGCCCCUCGACUGUAGAAACGCUAACUGCAAAAAAACCCUUCUUAGUGGCUUGCAGUGUACUAGUUUAGUACCACUUGAUAGGUGAGGGCUCCCCAAGUCAAGCUGUCAUUAAGGUGAACUCGAACCUAGAGCGCUGAUCUGGCUUCUGUAUUACAACCGUUGUUGCCUUUUGGGAAGCCCUCACCAAGAUCUCUGUCUGUGUAGGACCCACUGAGGCUGUGCUGGGGAGGCCCUUUAUUGGGGGAUAAAAUGCUUUCUUGGGCUGAGCUGCUCUUUCUGCUUCUCUACAGAGCCUUAUCGUAUUAUUAGGGAGGGGGAAAAGGGAAAAGCAUGAUUAAAACGUGUUACCAAAUUGUAAGUAGAAACUUUGAUUUAGUCCCAUUUGCAGAUCUCCGUGAAGUGGUAGCUUCAUGUAAAAUGUAAUCUUUAACUUCCUGCUUCAAGCAAAACAAGCUGAAGUCAUAAAUCCACAGUGGCUGGACAUCCAUCUUCUCGACACAUUUUGUACUGGGGGGAGGGAGGGUUUGGGGGUCUCAGGCCUGUCCAUGUUUGUUCUUGCUUAGAAUAACUGCAUAUAUGUAUUUGGGGCUUUGAUGGGAGCUGAUUUACAAAAACACAUGUAUUCUGUCGGACUGCAUAGGCUUCUGUGAAUUUCUGAUGUCAGUGAUGAAAGGUUUGACAGAUCUCUUUAGGUACCUAGGUAGUCAAGAAAGCCUUUGGAACAAAUGAAAAGCUUUGAGGAAUCCUGUGAACAGCCAAUAGAUCUUUCACUGAAUUGUGAGUAUGUCACCUAGGCAAAAUCAGUUUAUUUUAGACUCGGUUUGAGUUGAGAUCUUGAAGAAAUGCAGGUGCUUCACAAUGUUUCCCAUGCAGAUCAUGACAGUAAGUCCCCGAUAAAAUACUUUGGUAUUCUACAUACGGCAAGCAUGCCAGAGACUGCAGUACCUCCUGUAGCGUCUCAGGCCAUUAUUGCAGAUCUGUCCUAACGCGUGCUCUAAGGAGACGAGAUGCACUGCUACAUCCAUCGCUAUUUGCAUCCGAUUCACUAAGCUGAAAGCAGCAAGUAAGGGCAAAGUUCUUCCAACGCGGUGUCCUCAAACUCGAGAGCUGGGCUCUCCUCCUGUGUAUGUUCAUACAGCCCCCUGGUUUUUGAGUGGGGAGCUCCUUGAGGAGGCUGUCAGCUCCGCUGAAGACACCUCUUGAAGGUCUGCCCUCUUGUGCAUAUCUAGAAGCUGACUUUGCGCUUUAGCACGCAGAUUGAUUUACUGCCAGCUCCUUCCUAUGUCAGAUGUGCGUCAUUCAGUGUUAUAAUGGCCCUUUCCCUAUUUGCAUUUUAUUUUUGUAGAAGCAACUGCUAAUAGCUAGAUGAAGUGCGCCUGCUUUGCACCAAAACGGUUAAAGGUUCUGACUUAAUCUUUUAAGUGGCCACGUUUACUUAGAGAUUGCACAUGCCGACGUUAUGCUAUAGAAGCUUUAGAGCAUCAGCCAAUUUGCUUCAAUACUCAGUUUUAUGCCUUGUCAAAUACUGUAGGUUAAGGGAUUUUUUUUUAAUGGUUUUUUUUUUAAUCUGUCUUUCUGCGAAAGCUUUUUUUGAGAAUAGAUGCUAAGUAAGACUGCUAGAAUUUCCUCUGUAGCUUCCUCUAAACUGCUAGAAAAAGACGGAUGGCUAGAAACGGUUGAGCUUCAAACUGUAAAAUAACCCUACCAAUAUUAACUAAGAUCAGUCCAAGCCUGGUGAUUUAAUCUCUGUUACAUGAAACCCUGCUUUGAGUGAGCAAUGCUACUGAAUUAAAACGGAAUGAUUCAGGGUCUUUAGAAACAAGAUUUGAUAACGAUGGUAAAAUUAAUGUUUUGGAGAUUUCUAGUGUUUUAAAGGCAUGUUGCUCAUCUAGUGGAGUGUAUACGGUUUUCCUUGGGUGCUAAGAACUGUUGUACGCUCUGUUUUAUUGUGUAGGAGGUGCUUUCCCUGUACCCUAGCUCUGUACAAUGUAUUGUGUGGAGUCAGACGUUGGAUAAUAGUGAGAGGAGAGAUUGCAUAUAUUUGUCGUCUUUAAAGAGAUUUUGUUCCCCCCCCCCAAAAAAAAAAACCCCCAUACACACAAACCCUGCAGACUUCCUGUCCCUUAAAAGAAGAGCUCACGCUCAAUUUACCAUACAGCUGCCUUCCUCUCCAAAUUGAGAGGGUUAUCAUCCAACCUGCCUAAACAAAAUGCUAUUUGAUCUCUUUCUGAAGAUGGAAGUAUCAUAUAUAGUUAAUGCUGCAUACCUUGAACAGGACAUAUAGUGAUGGCGGUACAGUUGUAAAAUCAGAAGCUUAUGCUCGUAUAUAAGUUCAUCUGUUGGAAGGUAAUGAGGAUGGGUGUGGAGAAAAGCCAGUGGGAAAGGUAGAAGUACUUUUUUUGGACUGGAUACCAGCCAGAAGAGUCUGGGCACACUUCGUUGUGACUUGUUUGCUUUUUAAUUCGCACCAAGAAAACUGAACGUUUUCAAAUUGUAAUUCAGCACUCGUUGGUAGCCUUGGCAGGGGCACCAGCCAUUGAAUGGGCCACGAAAGCAAAGACUCUUUCCACAUUAAUUCCGUUUGUAUAGUGCCUUACCUCAAAGGGUCUUGAGAUUGUGCGAUGAUUGAGUUAAAUCUCGCAACACCUUGGUGAAAGAGGGAACAGUUUAUCCUUACCCUGCAAAUAAGGGGCGUGUGGCCCCGAGUGCUGUCUGUCUUUCCAGGAUACCAGGAAGUCCCAUAGUAGCCUUUGGCAAGUUACUUAACCAGAUCUUCUUAUACCAUACAUGAAGGGCGGGGGGAUAUUUCUCCCAUUUAGAGAUGUUAACACUGCCAAAGAUUGUAAAGCCCCAUAGAGUUUUUGGAUGUAAAAUGCUGUGGAAGGGAAGAUUAUUAUUUCGAAGGUAGGGUUUGCUGCCUACUGCUUGGUACCUUACAGAAGCAGUGGGCUGGGGGACAAGAAGCUCUCUACUGGGCUUAGGCUCCAGGGCAUUUGCCUUUUUCUGAUUCUCCCUAUUCCUUUCCCUCUUAGCGCCCAACUCCUGCAGAGAGAGGGACUGUGGUACGGAUAUGCUGGUCUCUGCCUGGCUGUCCUUCAGUCUUUGCACUCCAUUGUUUUUUUCCCUUUCACCUCUCAGUCCCUGGCUUCUCCCCUCCGGUUUGCUGGCUCAAGAGCGUUCUCCGAGGAAGGCUGAAUUCAGAUCAUUGCCUCAAUUCAGGUGAAAAGGGAGAUGGAUGUGGUCACUCCCGAUCUGAAACCCCAUUGCAGGACCACAGCUGGGUCUGACUUGGUUCUCAGGAUGCCAUCCCGAUGAGAGCAGGGGUGCGUCCCUCAACCAGCAUCCCCCCGUCCGUUCCCAGUCUGGAGUUUCUGACAUAUUUUGCCAUAACCCUGUAAAUCUGCCAGUCGUCUCAAUUUUAACCCCCAGAGCCCCUCCUGCUCCAGUCGGAGGAAAACUCUUCAGGAGCUGUCUGGGCUCUCCUAUCCUGAGCUGAGCUGGGGAUACAGCUAGGCCUUGGCACCAUGCACAGAUAUUUAGCCCAGAGUGCCUGCUUGGUUCCUCAGUAAUUGCGUAAAAUAUCUAAGUGAUAAAUGAGCCUCGUGCUAAAGCAGGGCUUUUGCUACUCUUCCAACCUUAUACUUGCUUACUCCUUGGCAAACUAGUCAGGACGCUGUGACAGUCUCUCUGGGACUAGACUCACCCAGGAGACCCCUUCCAGCCCUGUGGCCCUAAUUCCAGGUGUCUGCGUACGGGGCACGUAUCAUUUCUGCUAUUUAUUGGCCCAAAUGAAUUUUCAUUUUUCUAUGGAACAAAGCAACAAUUGAAAGCUGCUUAAUACAAAUUCCAGUGCCUUCGGAAACCCCCCAUGUCCAUGGUCAUUGUUCCCUGGUAUUUCUGCAGCCCUUCUGCUAGUCUGCUUUCCUCUUACCUUCUGCAAUAUGUUCUUUAAAAUAAAAGGGGGGGUGGCAAGAAUACAAGAAUGGCAUUGAAGUAAUUGUCUCACCCCUUAUUUAAUGCUGGAUGCAUAGUGUUAUGACAUUGAAGGGCUCUAGAUCACUCUAGGGGCAAAAUAGUAACACCUAAAGCUGACUUCUGCACAAGAGGAUGGUGAAAAGGAUGCGACCAGGGAAAGGCUGGGUGAGGAGAAUAGGCCUUUGCCUUACCGGGUAGAGCUGAAGCCAUCCAUCUCAUGGGCAGUCGAUGCUUUUGAUCCAGAGCGCUCCUUGGUUACAGAAAGAACAGUUUUAAGACAAAACAUCAGCCUGCGAGGCAGGGAUCCUUCGGUCACUUCCCUCUAGGUUGGAGCAGGAUUUACUAAGAUUGUAAAGCCGAGACGCCAACAACCUGCUUGGCUUGCGGAAAAAACUGUCAGCAUAUUCAUAAAGGGAGGACUUUGCCAUUCAUUAGCAGAUGCUUCCAAGAAGCACUUCUGCCGAUGAAAAGUCGACCAGUUCGAUACUUGCCUACCUUUUCAUCAGCCCCAAAAGAUGUGGCAGUGACCCGUGGCGCGGGUACCUGCCGUUGGGUACGGUUGAGAGAGGCUGGCGGAUCGCUUGCGGGUCCUGCAGCUGCUGCUGCCUUUGCUGAGCCGUCUGCGGGUCGAGGACUUACAGGAUCCCGGGCUGUUCUUUGGCAUCUCGUAGACAUAUUUAUUUUGCUUUCCGUCUUAGUCUUUCUCAGUGGUUUUAAUCGUAGCUCAGAAUAGGGGAUAUUUAACCUUGCUCAUUGAAUGCAGAACUUGAAUUUUUUUAAUUUUAAUUUUCUUUUUUCAACUCCCUACCAUUCCCGAGUAGAACAGGCGACAGAACCGGAGAGGUUCGUUUACCAGACUUGGACUCCUUGCCAAAUUGCAUUUGUAGCUCUACUGGAAAUUCAAAGAAAAAGAAAUGGUUAGGAUUUCCCCUGAUCGCUCCAGUCUAGCAUGGGAAAUGUGAUUUCUUUUGUGUAUGUCAUUCCCUUUUAAAACAUUAGAAAUGCUUUUUUUUCCCCUGCAGUUUUUUUGUACAUCUAGCUUAGCCUGUAACCCAGAUGUCUAGCAGCUGGGUUUUUAUUUGACUGAUGCUUUUUUAGCUUAAGAGUUUUCCAGACUCAAUUAAGGAACUUGAGGGACUCAAUACUCAGGAACCCUAAAGCUGGUUGCAUUUGUGUCAUUUAUUCUUCUGGGCUGAACACGCGGCUGUUCUCGCAGCAGGGUGACUGUGUGGGAGGAGGGGUGGUUUGAUCAGGUAAGGGGAUGUGGUUCUGCCCUAAGUAAUACACACUUGAUUCAUUAUUUUGAUUUUUUUUUAAAUAUCGGGGGACUGUUUCUCAAGAAAAUUGAUGUGUAAAAAAAUUUGAUAUUUAAAAAAAUAAACAAAUUUUAUCAUAA